This is a messenger RNA of Peronospora matthiolae, 822 nucleotides long. The record is from the annotation of a GenBank genome assembly. NCBI's taxonomy places the organism in Eukaryota, Oomycota, Peronosporomycetes, Peronosporales, Peronosporaceae.
AUGGUACAGACGCAAUUCUGUAAGAAGGUCAAGUUCGUGCGACACGACGGAGCUCGCGAGUUUGCAACCAACUCGCUUCAACUGUUCUACGAAGACGAAGGCAUUGAACAGCAGACAACGGUGCCGUAUGCACAUCAAACAAACGGAACAGCAGAGCGUGCCAUUAGGACUAUUGUCACGAUCGGCCGCAGCAUGCUUCAUCAUGCCAAACUGGACAAGUGUUUCUGGGCCGAAGCAGCGAUGACGGCCAUCUACGUCAAGAAUCGACUGCCGUCACCUAAAGUCGUGCACAAGACCCCGUUUGAGAUCGUCUACAACUUGAAACCAAGCGUCAAGCACAUGCGAACAUUCGGGUGUCAGACAUACAUACUGACGCCUAAAGAGAAUCGACUCAAGUGGGAUCCAAAGGCUCGCGCUGGCAUAUUCGUGGGCUACGAAGAAGUUUCGAAGGCAUAUCGUGUUUAUGACAUCGAGGCGGGGCAGGUGGUUAUCAGCCGCGAUGUCAACUUCGACGAGUCCACCUUUGGACUUCAACUGCCGAUCACUGAUGAAGAUGUCGAUGACCUGGACUUCGAAUUGCUGGAUCUUGAUGACGAAGAGCUGCGUCAAAUGGAGUACAAGCAAACAGGCAAGCGCAAGAACCGACUCAAUGAUGAAGAUACAGCAGCUCCACGACCGCGUGCAGUGCGUCAACGACCAGGACUAGAAGAGUCAAGCGCGCCGGAAAACAACUCGUCACGACAAGAAGAAGACGAAGAAACGAAGGAUUCUGGUGAUUCAACACCGCCUGUGUUUUGGCGUGCGAGUGCAAAAUGCCGUUGA